Messenger RNA from Aethina tumida (small hive beetle), 1040 nucleotides. It is a transcript of the gene SrpRbeta, whose product is annotated as signal recognition particle receptor subunit beta. Bases 188 to 919 code for a protein of 243 amino acids. The transcript has 5 exons. The record is from RefSeq and is a predicted model, not a curated record. Lineage: Eukaryota; Metazoa; Arthropoda; Insecta; Coleoptera; Nitidulidae.
UGUUGCACUUAGGGGAAUAACUUUGUAUAAGUUUUCUAUGUGUGCACCUGAUUUUUUUUAUGUGUAUAGGCCACGGAACAUUUAUGGAGGACAGCGUCGCCACACUUUGUAUUCGUUGCUGAAUUCUGAACUUCCAAGUUGUCAAAACUUGUCGCCGGUAAAUUCAGUUUGCAAUUGAGAUUAUACGAUGGAGAAAAAGGAAGAGCCAAUUGAAAUUGAAAAUACUAAUUAUUAUCCAAUACUAAUAGCACUUGUUGUCAUACUUAUUACUGUGGUCAUAUUCGCUUUAUAUAAAAGAAAGAAAACUUCAAGGCGUGGUAUAUUGAUCACUGGACUUUGUGACAGUGGUAAGACAGUUAUAUUUUCCCAGCUUGUGCAUAAUAAGUAUGUGGAAACUCAUACAUCAAUAAAGGAGAAUAUUGGCAAUUACACAGUCAAUAACCAAACACUCAAAAUAAUUGACAUACCUGGACAUGAACGUUUAAGAGACAAGUUCUUUGAGGAACACAAGAACUCAGCCAAAGGCAUUGUGUUUGUCAUUGAUUCUGUGACUCUGCAGCAAGAUGUCAGAGAUGCUGCUGAUUUCUUGUAUAAUGUUCUAACUGAUACUACAGUGACCUCCAUUUGCCCCAAAAUACUUAUCUUGUGUAAUAAACAAGAUCACACAUUAGCAAAGGGCUGCAAUAUUAUUAAAUCCAUUUUGGAAAAAGAAUUGAAUACUCUGCGUUUUACUAAGGCUCAUCAAUUGGAAUCUGUGGAUUCCAAGUCAAAGAAGAACUCUGGAUUGGGUGAUAUGGACAAAGACUUUGAGUUUUCUGAACUGCCAUUCAAAGUUGAGUUUGAAGAGUCUUAUGGUUGCAACAAGCAAAAAGCUUCAGAUUUAGAUGAUUUGAAGAAUUGGUUGGCCAAAAUUGCUUAAAUUUUAGGUUUCCUAUUAGAUUUAAGUUUUGUUCAUUUUUAUAUAAUUUAUGCUGUUUCAUUUAAUAAGUUUUUGUAAACAAUUUUCAGUUUUUUAAUAAAACGAAUAAGUUUGAAGUAAA